Geodia barretti is the source of this 2391-nucleotide messenger RNA. The record is from the annotation of a GenBank genome assembly. Lineage: Eukaryota; Metazoa; Porifera; Demospongiae; Tetractinellida; Geodiidae.
AUGAGGAUAGUGCGCGGGCUUGAGGAUGCGCGGAAAGUUCUUUGCGAAGGCAGGGGCCUGGGGCUGGACGAUGUGCCGCAGUCGCUGCUUGAGGGCAUAGCCGACCUAUUCGGUGAGGCACUGACUCCGAUGCAGGUGGUGGAGCGCAUUGUGCGGCGGGUGAAGGCCGAGGGUGAUGCGGCGGUGCGAGAUUUCUGUGUAUUGCUGGACGGCGCUUCGGCAGAUGAGUUUGAGGUGCCGGGGGAGGCUAUUGCGGAGGGACGCAGGCAGGCAUCGGCAGAGGUCGUGGAUGCGCUGGAGGCUGCGGCUGCACGGAUUCGCAGCUAUCACGAAGCAUGCGUGAGUAGAGGGUGGACUGACUACAGCGCAGGUUACGGGCAGAUCGUGAACGCGGUUGGGAGCGCAGGCGCGUAUAUUCCGGGAGGGACGGCGCUGUAUCCUUCGACGGUGCUGAUGACAGCGAUUCCGGCGAAGGUGGCGGGUGUCCCGCAGGUGGUGAUGUGUACGCCGACGAAGAACGGGGAACUGCCGCAUCCGGCGGUGCUGGCGGCGGCGGACAUCGCGGGCGUCGAUAGGGUUUUCUGCAUUGGCGGAGCGCAGGCUGUCGCGGCGAUGGCAUACGGGACCGAGAGUGUGCCGCGCGUUGACAUAAUCUGUGGGCCCGGGAACAUCUUCGUUACGCUCGCCAAGAAGCUGGUGUAUGGCGAUGUGGGCAUAGACGGGCUGUAUGGGCCAACAGAGACGGUUGUGAUAGGGGACAGCACUUCCAAUCCGACGCUGUGCGCGGUGGAUAUGCUGGCGCAGGCUGAGCAUGAUACGCUGGCGCGUCCGGUGCUGAUAACGACAUCGGAGCGGCUUGCGGAUGCGGUGGACGCGGAGAUCACGGCACGGCUGGAGCGGCUUGACAGGGGGGCGAUAGCGCGCGCGUCCACGCAGGAGCAGGGUUGCAUAGCGCUCGUUGAGAGUAUGGGACGACGCGCUGAAGUUGGCGAACGAAUUCGCGCCGGAGCACUUGUGCCUGAUGAUGGAUGGCGGAUGGGAGUAUCUGGGAAAGAUAAGGAACGCGGGAGCGGUGUUCAUCGGGGACUUCUCGCACGAGGAGAAAUUAAGCGACUGCUACGACCGCAUCUGGCAGAUGUGCAGACAUACGAGGCGGUUGAUCCGCCGGAGUUGAUUGCCCGGCGCGCGGGGAUACCGGAGAGCGAGAUCGUGAAGCUCAAUGGUAACGAGAAUCCCUACGGCGGCUCGCCGAAGGUUGCCGCAGCCGUUGCGAAUGCUCCGGUGCAUAUUUAUCCGGACCCGUUGCAGCGCAAGGUGCGGCAGGCGUUGAGCGAGUACACGGGCGCGGCUUCCGAAGAGAUAAUCGCGGGCGCGGGAAGCGACGAGCUAAUCGACCUGAUGUUCAGGCUAUUCAUGGAGCCGGGCGACAAGGUGCUGGAUUUUGACCCGACAUUCGCAAUGUACGGCUUCCUUGCACGAGUUGCGGGCGGCGAGACUGCGAUGGUACAGCGGGACGAGGUGUUCGACAUAGAUGUGUCGGCUGCGAGGGAUGCGCUGGACGAUAGGACGAAGAUAAUCUUUUUGGCUUCGCCGAACAACCCGACGGGCAACCUGACUCCGAGAGAGCAUGUUCUUGAACUGCUAGAUACGGGGCGCAUCGUGGUGGUGGAUGAAGCGUACUACGAAUUCUGCGAUUCGACGGUGGCGGAUAUGGUAUCGGAGCACGAGAACCUUGUGGUGCUGCGGACGCUGAGCAAGUGGGCCGGACUCGCGGGGCUGCGCAUCGGCUACGGCAUCAUGAACGAGGAACUGGUGCAGCAUGUGAUCGACAUCAAGCAGCCGUACAACAUCAGCGUUGCGGCUGAGGCUGCGCUGCUGGCGUCGCUGGAGGACUCGCAACUGCUGCUGAUAAUGGAGACGCAGAUUAGCGUCGAGGUGAACCUGGACGGCAGGGGAGAAUACGAGAUCGACACGGGGAACGGGAUGUUCGAUCACCUGCUGGCACAGUUGUCGCGGCAUGGGCUGAUUGACCUGAAGGAUGCGGUAGGCGAUGCGAGCGGCAUACGUCGGAUGGCGCACUCGUAUGUGCCGCUGGACGAGGCUCUGGCACUGACGGUGGUGGACUUCGGCGGGCGCGGGUAUGCGGUGAUCGACGCGGCACUGUCAGACAGCGACCUUGGCGCGCUGCCGGCGGAGCUGAUACCGCACUUCCUGGAAACGAUGGCCCGCGAGGGCGCGUUCAACCUGCAUGUGCGGAUACUGGCGGGGAGCAGCAACCAUCACAAGGCGGAGGCGCUGUUCAAGAGCCUCGCGCGGUCGAUGCGGGCUGCGCUGGAGGUGGAUGAGAGGUUGGGUGGGGAGGUUGCGAGCACGAAGGGGAGUAUUGGGUAG